Messenger RNA from Trypanosoma rangeli, 336 nucleotides. RefSeq lists its product as uncharacterized. Bases 1 to 336 code for a protein of 111 amino acids. The transcript has a single exon. The record is from RefSeq and is a predicted model, not a curated record. Lineage: Eukaryota; Euglenozoa; Kinetoplastea; Trypanosomatida; Trypanosomatidae.
AUGAAAGGAUUUACUAGAGAAGGAAUUCUGCACUCGGUCGCAAAGCCGGUUAAAGGUUGUGGAAAAAGAAAAGAUUUGAAGAUGGAAACAGUGGCUUGGUGGCAGUGCCCUCUUUGCAUUGGACAUCUCCAUUAUCACCGCCAUUGUACCUGUCAGGGUCAGGCACACGAUCCGCUUUCACAGGCCCCUCCAUCUUCAGAGGCCACAACAAAUAAGCAGCUUUUCCGUCCGUCGCGUGUGCAACCGUCCAGGUGCCUUCAGCUGCUUUCCUCAACACCCGCAACAAGCCUAAUGCUGAGAGCCGUGAGUCACCAGUCAGCCGCAAGAGCGCGGUAG